Molecule: messenger RNA, 4605 nt
Organism: Plasmodium reichenowi
Lineage: Eukaryota; Apicomplexa; Aconoidasida; Haemosporida; Plasmodiidae
Product: putative protein, unknown function
Exons: 2
Coding region: 1-4605 (1534 amino acids)
Source: RefSeq, a predicted model, not a curated record
AUGAACAUAAUUUGUGAUGAACCCUAUUUUAUUGAUAAUCACAAUGAGUUAUUUUGCCCAUUGAAUUGUCCUUUUAUAAGUUCUAAUGAUGUAUGGAAAUGUAUUGGUAUAUGUACAAGUAAGGAAAAGUGUUCUCUUUAUAAUUCCUCUUUAACAUUUGCAGAUGAAGAAACAAAUAAAUGCCUUCCGUGUUUAGUAUCUGGUUGUAUUCGUUGUAUUAAGAGUACCCUGAAGAAGGGUUCAAAAUCUUUUUUGAGUAUUUCAGAUAAUUUACCUAAUAUAUGUUUAGAGUGUAUAAAAGGUUAUAGAUUAUCAAGAGAUCGUACUAAAUGUAGUUUGAUUUAUGAAGAAUUUAUUACAAGAAGUUGUGGUUUUUUGGUUCUUAUUUUUUUCUUAUCAUUUAUAUUUUUCUUUAUAUAUUUUUAUAAGAAUAGAGAUAAAAUAAAUAUUUUAUUGUUUAAAUUGGCUUAUCAAUAUAGAACCUUAUCAAAAUUUAGAAAUAAUUUAAUUUAUGGACGUCCAUUAUAUCCAUUAAAUAUGAAAUUAUCGAAAAAUGAUAUAGGAGGUAUUGGUUUAAUGCUAUAUUUUCGUUAUUUAACUUUCUUAAAUUUUUUAUCUAUUCUUUUUAUUGUAGUUAGUUUAUUUGAUGUAUAUUUACCCUUUGAUGAAUUAAUACAAACUUAUAGAAAUGUGGAAUCUACAACAUCUUUAGAAAAAUGUAAAAAUUUAAAGAAUUAUAUAUCUCAUAAUAUAUCUCCAUUAAUUCAUAUGAAAAAUUUAGAUUGGAUGUCUCUAGACAUGUUUAAUAUGACUAUUCGUUUUAAACAUCAUAUGAUUUUUUCCUCAUUUGUUAGAUAUAUUUUAUGUAUGAUUAUUACCUUUAUAUUUAUAUAUAAUCAAAGAAAAUUUUAUAAUAUAAAAAAAAACACGUCUUACUGUAUGAUGGAUUAUGCUCUUUCGAUUGCUAAUUUUUCAAGUUCACUUUCCAGUCAUGAUAUACAGAAUUUUUUUGAAAAUUUAAUAAAGAAAAAAAUUAUAGGUAUAUCAUCAUGUUAUGAUUUUUAUAGACAGAAAGAUUUAGUAUUUAAUUUGAUAGAAGAACAAAUUGAAUGGGCUGAUUUUAAAAUGAAAUUAUAUCGAAAUUAUGAAGAAUGGAAAAAGGAAAAUAAAAAGAAAAUAUUGUCCAUAUAUGCAAAAACAAAUAAAAAUAUAAAUGUUAUAAACCAAAAGGAAAUAUUAAAUGACAAUAUAAUUUCUACAAAUCUAAUUAAUGGGAAUGAUAUUAAUUUAUAUGAAGGAAAUGAUAAUUAUCUUAUAGAAAAAUUACAACAUUUAAAAAGAUAUGAACUUUUCCCAUUUUAUGAAGUUGAUAUUCAUACUGAUGAUAUAAAUUUUGUGAAUACUAAUCACUCUAAUGAUUCUAAAAUGUUCAUACAAAAAUCUACAUUUAAUAGCAUCCAAACUAUUCAUAUGGAUAGUAAGAAUCCAUGGAAUAUAUACAACAACAAUAAAAGGAAUAAUAUGAAUGAGAGUAUUUCUUUCUCUGAAAAGCUUUUAUAUGAUCAUCCAUUAAUAUUAAAUAAAGAAUGGAAUGAAGAAAUGAAUAAAUUCAAAUAUUCUUCAUAUGGGAAGAAUGAUGAUACGAAUUAUAAUGGUAAGAAUUAUGAUCAUAAGUAUUAUAAUGAUGAUAUUUAUAAUGAUAUGUAUUAUAAUGAUAUGUAUUAUAAUGAUAUGUAUUAUAAUGAUAUGCAUUAUAAUGAUAUAUAUUAUAAUGAUAUGUAUUAUAAUGAUAUGUUUUAUAAUGAUAAUAUUUACAACAAAAGCGGAAUAAAUUCUACAUGUGAUAAAAAUAUCAUAUUAAAUGAAAAAAUAAACAAUUUUCAUAUGGAAGAUUAUUUUUUUAAAGAUAUAUCCAACAAAUUAUUUGAUUUAUGCUCUAAAGAAUAUAAGAACAUAUCAAAAAAAAAAAAAAAUAUAUUAAAUGAUUAUAUAAGAAAAUCGAUAUUUUCUUACUUUCAAACAAAAAUAGAUCAAGAUAAUCGUGUAAGAAAUGGAUAUAUCCCAUUUUGUAUGUGUAAUAAUACAGAAGGACUUUUUUUGAAAAGAGAUUUGUCUAAAGAUAUGAAAGUUGUGAGAAAUAUUAAAUGCUGUAACAAAGCUUAUGUCAUAUUUAAGACUACCAAAGAUUUAAAUUUGGCUUAUUCACUAAUAAAUAAAUAUAUACAAAAAAUCGAAAAGAAAAAAAUUAAGAAAAAAAACAAGACAAAAAAAGAGAAAAUGACAAAAGAGAAAAUGACAAAAGAGAAAAUGACAAAAGAGAAAAUGACAAAAGAGAAAAUGAUAAACGAAUUAAAUAAAGGAAAAUAUAAAUUUUAUUCCUUCUUAUUUUCUCCCAUUUUGUUUUUAAAAAACCUAUUUAAUGAUCAAAAAAUACACAAUAAUAUUACCUAUAAAUUAUUAUCAAAUAAUAAUAGUAAUAAUAACAAUAUUUUAUGGAAUAAUAAAAUAAAUGAUAAUAAAAUCUAUAACGAAAUAAAUAUAAAAUGGGAAAAUAAAAAACCUAAGGGAAGAAUACAAAAUAAUUUAUUUCUUUUUUUUCAAAAUAAUCCAUUUCAAGUCAAUAAGUGUGAUGUGGAACCUAUUGAUAUCACAUGGCAAAAUAUUUCCAAUAAUACAUUUAUAAUACCUAUAAUGAUAAUAAAAAUAACAAUUUCGAUACUUAUACUUUUUUUUCUAAUUUUAUUAUGGAGUAUUAUAUUCUAUGGUCCUUAUGCAAUAUAUGCUUUACAUCAUGCAAGUAUUAUUGAGAAACAGAAAAAACAAGAAAUUUUAUUUAAUGUACUAAUAUCUCUAAUAUUAGGUAUAUUUAUAGGUUUUGGGAAUUUUUUAUUAACGUUUUUAACAACAUUAAUUGGUAAUUUUAUGAAAUUUGACAAGAAGCAAUCUACUGAUUCUUUUGUAUUUUGUGUUAAUAGUAUAUUCCAACUAUUAAACUUUUUAUUAAAUGUUCUAAUUACUCAUUUAACGAAUGCAGGUGGAGAUAAUAAAAUUAGAUCUUUUUUUCUUUUCUUUCCUAAUCAUUUAUUUGUUCAUCUUAAAUCUAAAGAUAUUAUAUUAGGAGAAGAAUAUUCAUUUGGACGAUCUCUAAAUUAUAAUAUUAUUCCUUUUAUCACUUUGUUUCCUACUCUUUUUUCUUUUUUUGGAAUUUAUAUUCUACCAUUUCUAUAUAAAUCUAUGCUAAUAUUGUUUUGUUCAAAUACAACCAUAAAAAAAGCUGAAAAAUUAAUUCAGUGCCCUGAAUGUAAUUUGCAUUAUAGAUAUAGUGAAGCAGUUAUUAGCUUUACGGUAACUCUCUUGUUAUUCUUUUUCACACAUGACAAAUACAAUACAUCAUUUACAUAUGUACUCCUAUUUUUAUCCUAUUUAUUCAUAAAAUAUAGAGACACAUAUUUGUUUCUUCGAGAAACCAAAAUUACAUAUUAUUAUAACACUUUUUUAUUUGAUACGGUAAUAGCUUUUUGGUCCCUCCCCACAGGCAUUUUAGCCAUAUUACCCUUCUAUUGGAUGUGGAGAUCACACAAAACGUCCAUAUUAACAGUUGUUUUAGUUUUUUUUGCUCAUAUAUUUAUUUAUUUUAUAAUUUGUAAUGCUAUAAGAAAAAACCUAAAUGAAAGUAUAAGCAUGAAUGAUGUGUCAUAUCAUGAAGUAGCCCAGAUGAAAGCAUAUAAUUGGUUUAAUACAAAUCCCGUGUAUGUAUUAAAACAAUACUCAAAAAAGAGAGGAGUGCAAUAUCCUACGAAUUCUUAUGAUAAGAAUGAAAAAGAUAUAUUGGAAUUCAAAAUGAAAAAAGUGUCAACUACAAAAAAUGAUAAAUCGAAAAAAUAUAAUUUCCUCGAUUCUUAUAGAAGUAUUUUUUUUAAUCAAGAAAUCAAACCAAAAGAACGAGAAACACAUGAUACGAUAAUCAAAAUGGAUGAUCUUCAAAAUUCGGGAGAUAUUCAAAACAUGUCUUAUAAUAUAUUAGAUACUUUCAACAGUAAGAACAAUUAUGAUAAAAACAAAGAUCAUUUUAAUCAAAGAGAACUAAAAAAAAAACAAGGAAGUAAUAAAAAAAUCUCUAGGAAUAUUAAAUCAUCUGAUGAUUAUAAUAUAUACAUGCAAAAUAACAACAAUGAAAAUUAUUCCGACCAUAAUACAACAAAUAUUCUAUAUACAUAUAAAACAAAAAAUAAAAAUUCAAUAGAAUAUAAAAUAAAAAAUGAAUACUUAUCUGAUGAUUCUAUUAUCAGAAAUAGAAAAGGUAAUAAAAAUAUAUUUAACAAUAUAAAAAGUGAUUAUGGAAAUAAAUUUGUGACAAUAAAAAGAAAAAAUAUAAAACAAAGUAAAAAAAAAAAGUUAAGAAAUAAAAAAUCAAAAAUCACUAGGCCCAGACAAAAAGAUUUAAUAUAUUACGUUAUAGGAAAAGAAUAUCUUCAAGGUGACAGAUUCGCAAAUUAUACAAGAGAUUAUAAUGAAUUGUAUGAUUUUAUUUAUAGAAUUUAUCUAUCUUUAUCAUCAACAGCAUAUAAAAUUAAAAUGUUUCCACUACUAGCUAAAAGGAAAUAG